CUUAAUUUCCCCAUAUUUUUUCUUAUUUCUAAACCUAACAACAUAUCUUUUUAUAUUAAGAAAGAUUAAAGACGAGUUUAAUAUUUUAUAUAGAUUGUAACAGAACUUGGGAUGGCACAACAACCUCUCGCAAACCGACUUUGGAUACUCGUUAAGCACCCUCAAUUCACCUGGUGGUGUGGACAUUGUAUUGUCCUCUUUUGCACAACUAUUUAUUUUUGGUACUGGAUCACCCUUAGUUGGCCUGAGGGAAUAAAUUAUUACUAUACAGCGUAUUUGGGCGCUAUGUUGAGUUAUGGUGUUGUCGUUUAUAAAUCGUUUGGCUCACCACAGCUUAACUGGGAAUAUUUCCAAAAGAUCAACAAAGACGAAAAUGUAUUCUAUCUUACGUUGGCAUUAAUGUGGUUCAUGAGCACGCCUGUUUUUGUUACUCUUAUCCCAUACGCAACAUUUUCAUUGUUCCAUUUCAUUACAUAUUUACGAGCAAAUAUUCUUCAAGCAUUUUCCCCCGCGCCUGCACAUUCUUCUUCUGGUUCUUCUUCAGGGACACAAACAAGAGCUAACAGCGCUUCAAAAUUUAUUCAAAUUUGGGUACACAAGAAUUAUGAACCAGCCAUGAAUAUGGUUAGUUUCGUCGAAGUUGUAGUUAUCACAUUAUUUCUGUUGUUUAAUAUAGUAACCCUACAACUUAGAUUUAUUACAUUACUCUUUUAUUGUUUCUUCCUCCGCAUGAGAUAUCUUAUGAAUACUUACACCCAACAAGUAUUUGCUGCUGUUGCACGAUUUCUGGAUGAGCGGCUGUUGCCUCCUUCAGCAAGCCCAAGCAUUCCACCCCCUGUGACGAAAGCAUAUCAACAUGCGAAAAAUGCAAUAAUUUGGAUGGGUCGUAGAAAUUCUCAUAACUCCAGACGGGGUUAAAAAUAAAUCACAAAACUUUAGGAAACUCUUUGAAGUCAUCUUUUUAAAAGGACUUUUUUGGAUAAUUUAAAUUAUGAGAAAAAAUUUUUACAUAUUUAAUGGAGAUUUUUAUUCAGAUUUAUUUUUAUGACUGCGAAGAUUAGUUUUUACUUUCAUUAUAUUACUUAUUUGUUUUGUGAAAGUUUUUAAUCAUAGGAAUAGUAACCAAUGUAUAUUUUGUUUUUUUUUUU
Messenger RNA from Rhizophagus irregularis DAOM 181602=DAOM 197198, 1148 nucleotides. RefSeq lists its product as uncharacterized. The record is from RefSeq and is a predicted model, not a curated record. Gene Ontology annotation, cellular component: membrane; endoplasmic reticulum. NCBI's taxonomy places the organism in Eukaryota, Fungi, Glomeromycota, Glomeromycetes, Glomerales, Glomeraceae. Gene Ontology annotation, biological process: membrane organization; endoplasmic reticulum tubular network organization.